Molecule: messenger RNA, 777 nt
Organism: Grosmannia clavigera kw1407
Lineage: Eukaryota; Fungi; Ascomycota; Sordariomycetes; Ophiostomatales; Ophiostomataceae
Product: snf7 family protein
Exons: 2
Coding region: 1-777 (258 amino acids)
Biological process (GO): late endosome to vacuole transport; endosome transport via multivesicular body sorting pathway; protein transport
Cellular component (GO): multivesicular body; ESCRT III complex
Source: RefSeq, a predicted model, not a curated record
AUGGAGUCGCUCAAGGCGCUCUUCGUCAAGCCCGAUCCUCAAGCGCAGCUGCGCAAGUGCAACGUGCUGCUGCGCUCCAACAUCCGCAAGCUCGACCGCGACAUUGCCAAUGCGAAGCGUGCCGAGCUGCAGGCCAAGAACCUGAUUUUGCAGGCCGACCGGCGGGCGCACCGCGACCCCUCGCGCGCGAAGCAGGCCCAGCGCGAAGUGCGUGACUUUGCCCGCGAGCUCAUCCGGGCGCGGCGGUCCAGCGCGCGCCUCGUGACGGGCCGGGCGCAGCUCAACAGCGUCCAGCUGCAGGUCAGCGAGGCCUUUGCCAUGCGCAAGAUCGAGGGCUCCAUCCGCGCCAGCGUCGGGAUCAUGCACGACGUCAACAGCCUGAUCCGCCUGCCCGAACUGGCCGGCACGAUGCAGGCGCUGAGCGUCGAGCUGAUGAAGGCCGGCAUCGUCGAGGAGAUGACCAACGACAUCCUGCCCGAGGAUGGCGACAUGCUGCUCGAGGACGAGGAUGUCGAGGCCGACUCCGAGGUCGACAAGGUUCUCGGCGAGAUUCUCAAGGACCGCAUGGCCACCACCGGCCAGAUGCCCGCCAUGCCCGCCUCGGCCGCCGUGCCGCCCGUCGCUGCCGCUGUCCCCGCCCAGGCUGCUCGUGCCAAGCCCGUCGCCAUGGCUGCCGGUGGUCCAUCGGCCAUGGAGGAGGACGAGGACGAGGACGAGGAGGACUCUGAGGCCAUGAUGAACCAGAUGCGCAACCGGCUUGAGUCGCUACGGAGCUAA